Molecule: messenger RNA, 891 nt
Organism: Caenorhabditis angaria
Lineage: Eukaryota; Metazoa; Nematoda; Chromadorea; Rhabditida; Rhabditidae
Source: the annotation of a GenBank genome assembly
AUGCCAAGAUUCUCUAACAAAGUUGCUAUUAUUACUGGUUCAUCAAAUGGAAUUGGUAGAUCAACUGCUAUUCUUCUCGCAAAAGAUGGUGCAAAAGUUACGAUAACUGGAAGAAAUGCGGAACGAUUGGAACAAACUUUGAAACUUAUUUUAGCCGAAGGAGUUCCAGAGGAAAAUGUGAAUUCAGUAGUUGGUGAUGUUACUACAGUAACCGCGCAAGAUGAGCUCAUCGAUUCGACAAUCAAGAAAUUCGGAAAAAUCGAUAUUCUUGUUAAUAAUGCCGGUUCAGCUGUUCCUGAUGCAACUGGAGCACAAGGUUUGGCUCAAGAUAUUGAUACUUAUGAUAGAAUGUUCGCAUUGAAUUUGAGAAGUGUUGUUCAACUCACAAAAAAAGCAAAAGAUUAUAUUAUUCAAACAAAAGGAGAGAUUAUCAAUGUUUCAAGUAUUGUUUCAGGAGCACAUGGGGUAUGUUUUCAGAUAUAUUUUAUUUAUUUAUCUAUAAAGUUUGUUUUUUAGUUCCCCGAUUCUUCAUUCUACGCAAUGUCAAAAGCUGCUCUCGAUUCAUACACCCGAAACACAGCUCUGGAGCUCAUUGAACAUGGAGUUCGUGUAAAUGCAGUGAACCCAGGAAUUGUAGUAACCGGUUUCCUUGAAGCUACAGGAGCUCCAAAACAAAUCGGUGAGAAACUCUACGAUUACUUCGCAUCUCACAAAGCAUGUUUGCCAUCAAAAGAACUCGGACAACCAGAAGAUAUUGCAAAUCUUAUCGCGUUUUUGGCUGAUCGCCCACUUUCAAAAUAUAUUAUUGGUCAAACAAUUGUGGCUGAUGGUGGAACUACUUUGGUUUUAGGAAUUGGAGCACACAAUAUUGCUGAUAUUCUUUCAAAGUAA